AUGUUUUCUGGCUCGAAUUCCUACCUCGGCGGCGGUGCCAAUGGCCGUCCGGGCCAGGCACCGUUCAUGCAGCAACAGCCCGCCUACUCGCAAUUCCCUCAAGGCCAACAGCAACCGCCGAUGCAACAGCCUCAGCCGACCGGAUUUACCGGACAACCCUCGCCAUUCAAUAACUCGCAGCUCCAGCCUCAACCCACCGGAUUCCCCGCCGGACAGCUCCAGCCGCAGUUCACUGGCUUCCCCGGUGCCGCCCUCCAGCCGCCACCACAACCUCAGCAACCACAGCAGCAGAGCUUCCAACCCCAAUAUACAGGAUACCCUCCCCAGAGUCAGUCCCAGCCGCAGGCCCCGCAAUUGCAAGGCUCCCAGGCUACUGGGCUGCCAAGUCGCUUGAAGACCUCGUCGGAGAUUGCGAACUCCUUCCAAGAUGGCGGGGUGCCUCCGCAGGUGCCACCCAAGACAGGGUCGAAGAUCCCUAGUAUCCGGCUGUCGUUUAUUACAGUGCAGGAUCAGGCCAAGUUUGAGCAGCUCUUCAAGUCUGCGGUUGGUGAUAGCAAGACGAUGGAUGGCGACAAAGCAAGAGAUCUUCUGAUGCGCUCCAAGCUCUCGGGCGGUGAUCUUUCCAAGAUCUGGGUCCUCUGUGAUUCCACCAAAUCCGGACAGCUGUUCUUCCCCGAGUUCGCGUUGGCCAUGUACCUGUGCAACCUGCGUCUCACUGGCCGCGAGAUUCCUUCCUCGCUACCCGAAACGAUAAAGAAUGAGGUUUCUAGUAUGGUUGACAUCAUCUCGUUCGAUGUCCCCGACACGCAGCCGGCGCCUGCCCCGCGAACAAACGUCCCCAACUUUGAUGCGCCGCUUUUGGAAAACAAGUCCACGCCACCGGUCGUUCAGCAGCCACAGCCGCAGCAGCCGAAUAACGCGCAACUUUUGUCGCAGUUGACCGCGCAGCCUACGGGGUUCCUCCCGCAGCAGACCGGCAUGCAGCAACCCAAUCCGAUGGGCUUCCCUGGCCAGAAUCAAUCGCAGUUCCUCCAGCCGCAGCAGACAGGAUUCAUGACCAACCCCCAGCCUACAGGAUACAGCGGUCCUCGUCCCCCGAUGCCGCCAAUGCCCACUGGCUUUGCUUCAAAUUUAAGCCCGGCGCAAACCGGUGGACAGGGCCUGGCCGCACAGCCCACUGGUGUUCCUGGUCAAUGGGGCUUUAUUAACACCCCAGCGCAAGGCCUGCCGAAUAUCGAGGCUAUGAAGCAGCAGCUUAUGCCCCAGCCGGGCCGCGAAGGUGGAUUCACCACCGCCGGUCUCUCGGGUAACGCCACUGUCGCCUGGGCAAUCACCAAGGAAGAAAAGAAAAUCUACGAUGAUCUAUUCCGUGCCUGGGAUGGGUUCCGUAAGGGCUUCGUGGGCGGCGAUACUGCCAUUGAAAUUAUGGGUCAAAGUGGAUUGAACCGACAAGAUCUGGAGCGGAUCUGGACUUUGGCGGAUCCUCAUAACCGUGGUAGACUCAAUAUGGACGAGUUCGCCGUGGCUAUGCAUAUGAUCUACCGAGCCUUGAAUGGGUAUCCAGUGCCCAACCGACUCCCACCGGAGCUUGUUCCCCCGUCUACGAGACAUUUGAAUGAUUCUAUUGGUACUGUCAAGUCGCUCUUGUCCCAGGAUGCCGAAUCUCGGAAGGCUACAGGGGCUUUCCUGCAGCCGCAGAAGACCGGUGUCAGCUACCUCAAAGAUCACUCAUUCCGUGGUGGCGGCCCAUCACCCGGGUUUGGCCGUAAAGAUGCUACAAUGUUCAAGAAUAACGACGCCGCGGGGGGAUAUCGUUCCAGUGCUCGUCGUCGCGUCGGCAACGAUCCUCGCACCCCGUCCCCUACUGCCUCUUCUCAAGCUUCAGAGGAAGAACUCGGUACGGAUCAGCUGCGGAAGAAGAUCCGUGAGACCAAGGUCAUGCUGGAAGCCGUUGAUUUCCAGGAUGAGAACCGAGCCGAGGACGACGAUGCUCUGGACCGUCGGGAUCGUCGCGAGGCAGAAAGCCUCAUGGACCGCAUUCGCCGUGUGCAGGACGACCUGGACACGCAUCCCAAUGCUUCGUUCCGCCAUCUGGAUAGCGGAGCUGAGCGCAGGGCUCUCCGCCGCCAGCUGCAGUCUUUCGAAGACCAAGUUCCGCAGGUUGCAUCUGACGUCCGUCGCCUUGAGAGGGAGAUUGCCGAUGCGAAACUCGAGCUUUUCCGUCUCCAGGAUGCCAAGGCAAACCCGGGCAGCGCCUCCAACAUUGUGGGCACUGGUCCUGGUGGAGCAGUGACCGAGGCGGACCGGAUCAAGGCCCGUGCCCGCGCGCGCAUGCAAGCUCGCGCUGCCGAACUUGCUGGACGCCCAGCUCCCGCAACCGAGGAUGAUGAUGGUCAGGCUGCCCGUCGGUUGGAAUCUGAGAGCGCCAAUGUGAAGGCGGAGCGAGAGCGGAAUGACACUAUGACUCGCGAUGUCGAAGAAAGUGUUCGCGAUUUUUCUCGGAGUUUGGAAGACAGUCUUCGGGACGAAAGCCAAAACUCUACCCGUGAGCACGAGAAACGCCGCUGGGAAGAUGCUUUGGGUGUUGAAGACGUGAUCCGCGACUUCAUCUACGACCUGAGCCGUAACAGCCGCACUGCCCAUGUGCGCAAGGAAGAGUAUUCUCCCGUGGCUGAAACUCCUGCUGCGCGCCCCUCGAUGCCCCCCUCUGUGGACUCCUCGGGAUCCCUUCCUGGAAAUACACACGAGGAUCGUGUCGCUGCUGCCCGAGAGCGUGCGCAAAAGCGGAUUGCCGAACGUAUGGCUGCUGCGGGUUUGAAGCCUAGCGAGGCGAACGAAACCCUUAUGCAGCGGCAAGAGCGGGAGAAGAAGGAGCGCGAGGAACGAGUCAAGCGCGCGGAAGAAGAGGAUGCCAAACGUGAUCAAGAACGGCAACGCCGUCUGGCUGAUGAGCAGCGUGGGCCUAGCACCGCCACUCCGAAGACGGUGGGCAAGAAGCCACCACCCGCUCCCCCGACGCGCAGGGCCCACGCGGACAACGCUGGCCAGGCUGAUGCUAAAACGGUAGAGGAGGCUGCCCGCGAACAAGCGAUUAAGGAAGAACAGGAAGCACAAGAGGCAGAGACCAAGCGGCUCGAGGAAGAAGCACGACAACGCGAGGGCGAAUUCCAAAAGGAGAAAGAAGCCCAAGAGGCUCGGCUGCACGCUCUCGAGGAGCAGGUCCGCCAGGGAAAGAUCAAGAAACAAGAAGAGAAGCGUCGCAAGGAGGAAGCCGACCGACAGGCUAAGGACCAGGAGUCCAAACUCGCGGCCCAACGCGCUGAACUGGAGAUGGCGAAGGAGCGCGAGCGUCAGCUGCAGCGUGAGCUGGAGGGGAUUGACGAAAGCUCGUCGGACGAAGAGGGCCCUGUCAACAUCACUCCGCAGGACAGCACGCCGACACAGAGUCAGGUCCUGUCCGCUCCCCCGCCAGUGCCCGCGAUAUCUGAACCCGAGCCGGUGCCUGAACCUGAACCUGAACCUGUGCCCAGCUCCCAAGCUAGCUCGCCUUCUGAAACUCGAGCCGUGCCUGCCGCGACCCCUGACGCCGAAUCUAAGAAUCCCUACUUCAAGAAGCUGGGUCAGCCUGCUGACGCGACCUCGCCGCCAGCUGCUGUCCAGUCCACCAACCCAUUCCAUCGCCUCACGCAGCAAGAGCCCGUUAAGCCAACCUUCACUGGGGCGGCUCCUUUGGAACGCAAGGCUCGGACGCGACCCGAAGAUGACGAUGACUGGUCUGCUGCCGGCUCCGAAUUCGACUCAUCGGACGAGGAUGAGGAGCGUCCGGGUGGCGGCAGCGCCAAGCAGCUUGCCAGCAUCCUGUUUGGCACUAUGGCGCCCCCGCGUCCUCUGAGUGCCAUGGACGAAGACAAGCCAUCGUCCAAUUCCGCGACCCCUGUGCAGGAAAGCCCCGUGGCUCCCCCGCCUCCUCCGCCGGUGGCCGUGUCGCCUCCUGCCGUCCCCGAAACCCAGCCUGAAGACCUCGCCUCCCCGCCGACUGGUGCUCCUCCCCCACCGCCCCCUCCUCCCCCUGGCGGUGCCCCGUCCAUCCCGCCGCCUCCGCCUCCUGGAGGUGCCCCUGGUAUUCCCCCUCCCCCGCCUCCUGGUGGUGCUCCUGCUGCGCCUCCACCACCACCGCCUUCCAGCGUGCCUCCGCCGCCUGCUCCCCCCGCUGCCGGUGGUGGCGGUGGUAAUCGCAGCGCCCUGCUUGCGUCCAUCCAGGCUGGUACAGGUCUGAAGAAGGUGCAGACGAAUGAUCGCAGCCAGAGUUCGUCGGCUGGACGCGUGCUGUGA
Messenger RNA from Penicillium alfredii, 4332 nucleotides. It is a transcript of the gene pan1, whose product is annotated as actin cytoskeleton-regulatory complex protein PAN1. NCBI's taxonomy places the organism in Eukaryota, Fungi, Ascomycota, Eurotiomycetes, Eurotiales, Aspergillaceae. The coding region runs from base 1 to 4332 and encodes 1443 amino acids. The record is from RefSeq and is a predicted model, not a curated record. The transcript has 3 exons. Gene Ontology annotation, molecular function: actin binding; calcium ion binding. Gene Ontology annotation, cellular component: cytoplasm; plasma membrane. Gene Ontology annotation, biological process: endocytosis; endosomal transport.